AUGACUUUCAAAUAUUGGCUGCUGUUCCUGCUGUAUUUCGUGCAAGGAAUCCCCUACGGGCUCCAGUCGGGACUCUUGCCGGUCUAUUUCCGGACGGUGGGCCUCUCCUUCACCAAGAUCAGCCUGACGAAGCUGCUUUACUUGCCAUGGAUCCUCAAAGUGCUCUGGGCCCCCUUUGUGGACUGGUAUCUCUCCAAGAAGACCUGGCUGAUGUUGACCAUGUGCGGCUUGGCGAUGACAUGCCUGGCCUGUUCCUUCCUGACUCCGGAAGUGGACUUCCUUGGAGUGGCGGUCACUCUGCUGCUCAUGAACCUCUUCGCUUCCAUCCAGGACGUGGCCACCGAUGGGGUGGCCAUCCAGCUGUUGGGAGCAGAGGAGGUGGGCUUUGGGAAUAGCAUCCAGGUGGUGGCCUACAAACUGGGCUCCCUCAUGGCGGGAGGAGGCCUGCUCACCUUCCUCCAUCACCUGGGCUGGGGAGCCCUCUUCGUCUACCUGACUCUAAUCUAUGCCACGGCCGUCGUGUUCACCUCCAAGUUUCAUCUGGACUCCUCUCCCCACGACACACCUGCCAAGGGCCGGGACUUAACCCUGCUGCGUUUUUUCCACGAGAUUCUCCUUGUGCCGGACACGCUGUGGACUGCUGGCUUUGUCCUCAUCUAUAAGUUGGGUGAACAGGGGUCGGUUUCCAUGUUCCCCCUCUUCCUUCUAGAUCACAGCUUCUCUCCCCAGAAGCUCGGCUUCUGGAACGGGAUCGUGGCCACCGCUUUUUCCAUUACAGGCUCUUCCCUGGGGGGCCACCUGGUGUCAGACAGCAGGUAAGUGAUGGAAA
Protobothrops mucrosquamatus (brown spotted pit viper) is the source of this 829-nucleotide messenger RNA. RefSeq names its product major facilitator superfamily domain-containing protein 3-like. Gene Ontology annotation, molecular function: transmembrane transporter activity. Gene Ontology annotation, cellular component: membrane. The record is from RefSeq and is a predicted model, not a curated record. The transcript is spliced from 2 exons. Gene Ontology annotation, biological process: transmembrane transport. NCBI's taxonomy places the organism in Eukaryota, Metazoa, Chordata, Lepidosauria, Squamata, Viperidae. The annotation marks the transcript as partial.